UCGAUACAUUAUUAUACCGAUACCAAUACCAAUACCAAUACCUACCUACCUACCUUGUACCUCCCGCUUAAACACAACAUUGAACAACUCGACCUGCAACUCGACCUGCAACUCAACUUGCACUUCAAACAUAUCCUAUAUAGUAAACACCUACAAGUUUACUACUGUUAACAGUCAAUCAAUCAUCAUGUCGGGCCCAGAGGAGCCGCAGUUGUCCGAUGCUGCUCCCCAGGUGCAUGGAUCGCCUGCCCCCUCGGACAAAGACACGGAUACCUUUACCUUGGAUACCUACGAAGAUGCUGUCGACACAGGUUCUGUGAGAUCUCUCAUAAAUCGCAAAUUAUCCCCUCGCCCUAGUAGACCUACUAGUGGCACUACCGACGGUGCUUCAGAAGCUCCGGGAAGCCCACCACUCAAGGAACAGCUGAAUGGAGAUUCAGGUAAAGAAGACGACAAUGAAGAGGAAGAGGAGGAGGAUAAAGAGAAACAGAACGGUCACGACGAUAGCAACGACGUAGAAGACGACAACAUUUCUCUUGCUAAAUCCAUAUCCGCAUCUAAGCGUACUUCGAAUGCGACCCUGGAUAAUGUCGACCUUAGUGAUGGGGCAGAUGAUAACAUGACUAAUGGCACUACCAAUGGCAUCACCAAUGGCGUCACCAACGGCGUUACUAAUGGAGAUUCCGACGGUGUCACUGAUGCUGUUGCCGAUAAUGUUCCCGACAGCAUUGUUACUCCUCCAGAACCACCAAAAAAGGAACUACCCGUACAGGCGGCAAAACAGCCUUCCAAGAAACUUUCCCUCAGCAACAUCACCAGCUCAUUGUCAAUGCCAUGGUCUCCAGCUCCUUCGAAUAACGAUACGCCUCCUAAGACGAGCCCGAAUCCGACCACUAGUAGCACUGCUGCUCCAACCCCUGCCCGAAAAGGAGGGCCAUUCUCUUGGCUAUCACGAAACUCCUCGAAAGAGGCUGCCACAUCGCCGGCGCGGAGAAACACGACAAGCUCGAUAGCCACGUUAACUAGCAAUCCAGAUAAUAUGCUCGGCAAGCUCGAUGAGGAGAAUGAAGGUGGUGAGGGUGGGCCUCGUCUAUCGAGAAAUAGCCUCAAGGAUAGGUUUAAGUUGGUUAGGAUGCGAGAAGAGGCCGGAAUUUCUCUGAGUCCUGGUGAUGAGGAAAAGUCACCCGGCCUUGUCAGCCCAUCCAGUGAGAACAGCCAAAACGAGUUUACUGCUGUACCGCCUCCAGCCUCACCCUUACCGCCAAACGCGGACAUCAAUCUUGCGCCUGGCACUGUCUCAGGUGUAUCUGCUGGCCCUUCGACCGUUCCUGAUGCCCAAGUUGAUUGGGAUUUAUGGCAGUCUGUCGUCUACGAAGGCCCUGCUGCUGUUGCCAGAACAAACCCGGAGGAACUUAAUGCGGCGAUUGCUACGGGCAUUCCUAAUGUGAUUCGUGGUGUUGUAUGGCAAGUGCUGGCGCAGAGUAAGAGUGAGGAGUUGGAGAGGGUGUAUAGGGAGUUGGUACUCCGAGGCUCUGAAAAGGAGAAUCGAAACAGCAAUGCUACGUCGGUUAGCGUUUUGAGCAACGGUAAUCUGAGCUCCGAGAAAGAUGCGGUGGCUUCUUCGGCCUCUUCUGUGCAUUCAGAAGUCUCCGGAGCUAGUGGCAAGAAGCCAUUGCCCACUCCACCAGAGCCAUCGGAGGCAGCCUUGAAGGCUCAAGCCUUGGCCUUAGCCGAGAAGAAGAAGAAAGAAAAGGAGGAUGUAGCGGCAAUACAGAGACUUGAAAAGACCAUCAAACGGGAUCUUGGUGCUCGAACAAGCUUCUCCAAGUAUGCCGCCGCUCCAGGCCUACAAGACGGGUUAUUUGGCGUCUUAAAGGCUUACGCACUGUACGACGAGGCAGUUGGGUAUGCCCAAGGAAUGAACUUCCUCAUCAUGCCGCUCCUUUUCAAUAUGCCGGAGGAAGAGGCCUUUUGUCUCCUGGUCAAAAUGAUGAAUCAGUACAAACUACGUGAUCUCUUCAUCCAGGAUAUGCCUGGUCUGCACAUGCAUCUCUACCAAUUUGAGCGGUUGCUAGAAGAUUUUGAGCCUGCCCUAUACUGCCAUUUGCACCGUCGCGGCAUUUCGCCACAUUUGUAUGCAACACAAUGGUUCCUUACCCUUUUUGCAUACAGAUUUCCUCUUCAGCUUGUGCUUCGAAUCUACGACCUCAUCUUCUCGGAGGGCUUAUCCGCGAUCCUAAAGUUCGGCAUUGUCUUGAUGCAGAGGAACUCGACAACAUUGCUUGGCAUGACCGACAUGGGACAUUUGACAAACUUCCUCAGGGACAAGCUAUUCGAUGUAUAUAUCGACCAAUCCCCUAGUGCUGGUAGCAUCCUGGAGAAUGGGUUCUUUGGCAGCAGCUCUUCGAGCCUGGAUAAAGAAGUAUACCGAGCCGACCAGCUAGUUCGGGAUGCAUGUGAAGUGAAGAUCACGCCCGAAAUUCUCAAAGCAUACACUACCGAAUGGGAAGACAAGACGCGCACCGAGAAGGAGCGAGAGAAAGAACUAGAGCAACUGAGGACGGCGAACGCAAGUUAUGCUAUAAAGAUCCGGAAGCUUGAGGAACGUCUCGAGGUUAGUGACCGCGAGCAAGCAACGGUGACAACUGAUCUCGUCCAUACCAAGAUCGAGAAUGAAGAACUUAAAGAUAAGAAUGAGAGCUUGAAUGGCCAAGUUAAGGAACUUCGCAACGUUAUCGAGAAGCAACCUGAGGAGAUUGAAGCGGCUUGGAGGCUUGAACAAGAAGAUCUCAUGAAGAGGAAUGAGAAGGUCCAUGAUGAGAACCGAAGACUUGAAAAGGAGUUACAGGAACUUGAAGAGGAGCUAGUACAGACGAAGAUGCGAUGUGCUGAGAUCAAUUCCCAACACGAGACUCUUCAGAGGAAAUGGGCCGAUCUCAAGCGACACAUCGCUUAAAAUGUCACUCCUUAUUAACAUAGCUCUUCACCAAAACCUCUCGUGUUUCCAAUUCAUAUUCUUGUACAAAGUCAAUACUCCUACAACCGUUUGCAGUCAUAGUCAGUCCAUUAGGAGAGGAUGGAGAGCCAGUGGACAGGCAAGCAUUUAGGGAUAUACCCCGUUUACCAAGUUAGGGUAUCUACGAAGUCAGGUUUUUUGUCUUUACGUUACGUUGGUCGUCGU
Hypoxylon fragiforme is the source of this 3181-nucleotide messenger RNA. RefSeq names its product RabGAP/TBC. NCBI's taxonomy places the organism in Eukaryota, Fungi, Ascomycota, Sordariomycetes, Xylariales, Hypoxylaceae. Bases 188 to 2956 code for a protein of 922 amino acids. The transcript has 4 exons. The record is from RefSeq and is a predicted model, not a curated record.